GAUCAAAUGUUUGUCUCCUUCACCGCAUCCUUUCUCCCUAAGCAGAAAAGGAAUCCGACAAACCAUCACCAUCCACAUCUCCCCUCGAACCAAAGCCUACGUCGACUCUACCUUUAGCUCGAUCUGACUGACCAUCAACUACACAUUCAUUGACUACCUCGCCCAACGAGAAGAUGUCCGUCACGCGCUCCUCUCUAGCAGCUUCUGCCUCUGGAGCGGAGUCUGCAGGCUCUACCACAUUGGCGGGUGCCUCGGCUGCAGUUGCUACAAUGCUCAGCGAUCUCGAUGACUUCAGUGAUGCCGCUGUUUUGGGGCUCGUGAGGGAAUCUCUGGACAAGAAGGCGAUGGAACAGCGCGCAACGAACUUACGCAACAUGGUCACGGAGCUUCAUAAGAAGCCGGUGUCAUUGCCCUCAAGGAAGUGGAAGACCAACGAACGCACUGCCCGCGUCGUGCAACUGGCUGCCCUUUGCUCGAGAGCCGUCUACCGAAAGGAUCCAACCCAAGUUGUUCCCGAGCUCCCGGACUAUGCCAUCAAAGACAGGCAUUGGAUAGAGCCCACCGCAGAUGGCUCGGGCAAGGCCGCUGCCCUGUUCGAGAUCGUACCGACGAACCAGUCAUCUCGGCGGAAGAUUCUUGUCGUUGCUGUACGUGGGAGCGCGGGAACCGUUGACUGGCUUGUUAAUUUGAAUACCGAGCUAGCGGACUGCCUUGACUUAUUGAAACUCCCCAAGUCACACAAUAAACCAUUGCCAAAAGUACAUCGCGGAUUCGCUCAGUGCGCCAGGACUAUCGCCCCAGGUCUUCUGGCUCAGAUAAAGACAGUCCUGAACGAGGACCAAGAGCAGGAUCAAGAGAUCGAAAUUGUCUUCACGGGUCAUUCUGCGGGAGGGGCCGUAGCCUGUUUGCUAUUUGGCCACUUUCUUACAGCUCAAGUUCUGGACGUACCAUCAGCCAAGCCCAAACUCUCCUGCAUAAGUUUUGGAUGUCCUCCAUUAUUCGACGCCGACAUCGACUCACUCCUCAUCGAGCAUUUCCCUUCCAGUUCUUUCCGGGAGGGUAUCAUGCUAGCCUUUCUUAAUGACGGUGACCCAAUCCCUCGCAUGGACUCAGCGUACGCCACGGAGCUGGCCCGCAUCUGGCACCGCGUGGGAGGGAGUAUCUGUCCACCUGCGAGCGAGUUACCGGACUUCAAGCCGCCGAAGCUGCAUCUCAACACUCUCGGCCAAAUGGUGUUACUUUACGACAAGCAGCAGGACUUCACGGAGAAUGACAAGGAGGACCAGGACCAGGACGAAGAUACGGACGACGAAGAAGAGAAGCUCAUGACUUGUCGCCUCGAUCGUGGUGACCUCGAGAAACAGGCUUGGGCAAAUGUUUUGGCGCACCGCAUGAACCAAUACGUCGAGUGGACUACUCGCAUCGGAGACGGAUGUUUCAAUGGUCGACUUGACUGGCAAGAUGAUGAAGGGGGCUGUUGCAUUCUGAACUAGCCACGAAGGCCGCUGUCAGUAUGCUAAGAAACACUAGAAAUCAGAAAGAAAAGGCGGCGACCUCGACCUUCCCUGCCAUACCACCCUAGAUUCGAUGACCAGCCUGUACCACAAUGGCUGGUCUAAUUCAAAGGAUAAUAUUGU
This is a messenger RNA of Colletotrichum phormii, 1637 nucleotides long. RefSeq names its product Alpha/Beta hydrolase protein. Bases 174 to 1493 code for a protein of 439 amino acids. The transcript has 5 exons. Gene Ontology annotation, biological process: lipid metabolic process. The record is from RefSeq and is a predicted model, not a curated record. Lineage: Eukaryota; Fungi; Ascomycota; Sordariomycetes; Glomerellales; Glomerellaceae.